Molecule: messenger RNA, 2349 nt
Organism: Ricinus communis (castor bean)
Lineage: Eukaryota; Viridiplantae; Streptophyta; Magnoliopsida; Malpighiales; Euphorbiaceae
Product: calmodulin-binding protein 60 A
Exons: 7
Coding region: 387-1976 (529 amino acids)
Biological process (GO): regulation of salicylic acid biosynthetic process
Cellular component (GO): nucleus
Molecular function (GO): sequence-specific DNA binding; DNA-binding transcription factor activity; calmodulin binding
Source: RefSeq, a predicted model, not a curated record
CCACAUGCAUGCAUAUAUAUGUAUAUGCGCGACAUACCCACAUCCAUAAGAUAAUUGCUUUCUCUUUUGGAUUCUAGUUAUUCAUUACCAAUUAUUGUGCUUUAUAUAUAGAGAGAAGAAUGUUUUUCUCUUUCCAGCACAAAUCAAAUUUUAUUCCUUCCUCUUAUUAUUGUUUUGCACCGCAUGUUUGUUCUUGUUCUUGGUUUUGUUAAUGAUCAUUGCUUUUUUUUUUUUCUUAUCGCCUAUACCAACAGCAGAUAUUGUUGGUGAUACUGGGUUUUAAUAAUGUCACAAAAGAGGCAGCCUGAAGAGGCUAAGCUUCGCUCUGAUGGGAAUUCUCCUGAGGAGAAGAGGAGGAGGUUUAAUUUGAAAAAGAGGUAAUUAAGAUGCAAUCUUUCCAGCAUUUGUUGGAGCCAAUUCUGGAGCCCUUGAUUCGUAGAGUGGUCAAAGAGGAAGUGGAGUUGGCUCUUAGAAAACAUCUGGCCAACAUUAAAAGAAACUGUGGGAAUGAAAAAGAUUUUAUUGAAUCAAGAAGCUUCAAACUGCAGUUCUCGAACAGCCUCUCUCUUCCAGUGUUCACUGGAGCUCGAAUUGAAGGAGAAGAAUGUUCUUCUAUAAAAGUAAUUCUGAUUGAUACUCUUACUGGAAGAUUUGUUAAUACUGGUCCUGAAUGUUCUGCAAAGGUAGAAAUUGUUGUCCUUGAAGGUGAUUUUGAUGGUGAAGAGGGUGACAAUUGGACACAUGAUGAGUUUAAAAACAACAUUGUCAGAGAGAGAGAAGGAAAGAAACCUCUUCUUACAGGAGAUGUGUUUCUGAAUCUAAAUGAGGGGAUUGGUUUGGUGGGUGAGAUUGCCUUCACUGAUAAUUCUAGCUGGACAAGAAGUCGUAGGUUCAGGCUUGGGGCAAGAGUUGUGGAUAAUUUUGAUGGAACUAAUGUACGGGAAGCAAAGACUGAAUCUUUCAUAGUCAGGGAUCAUCGAGGGGAAUUGUACAAGAAGCACCAUCCUCCAUCUCUGUCUGAUGAGGUAUGGAGAUUGGAAAAGAUUGGCAAAGAUGGGGCUUUCCAUAAGCGUUUGAGCCGGGAAAAUAUUACUACUGUCAAGGAUUUCCUCACUCAGCUUUUUAUCGAUUCUCAACGCCUUCGCCAUGUUCUUGGGACAGGUAUGUCUGCCAAGAUGUGGGAAGUUACUGUAGAGCAUGCUCGGACUUGUGUACUUGAUAAGAGAGUAUACUUAUAUUAUGCUCCUGGUUCUCAACAGAAAAGUGGAGUGGUCUUUAAUGUUGUGGGACAAGUAAUGGGACUACUUUCAGACUGCCAGUAUAUUCCUGUAGAUAAGAUUUCUGAAACCGAGAAGGCUGAUGCUCAAAACUUGGUCAUGGCUGCAUUUGAACACUCAGACGAGGUUAUCUCUUUUGAGGAUGAAGCCUCUCUUGUGGAUGACCCUUCACAGUUGUCUAACAUCCUUUACCCCUCGAGCUCACUCAGAACAGACUCUACCGGGAACAAACUUUUGGCUUCACAUAAGAUAGGAGGAUUUGAUUGUGCACAACCGAAUGCAUCCUCUCCGGAUAUCAUUUCUUCUCUGUAUUCUGUUGGGGGUGUCAGCAGCUUGGAUGAUUAUGCCUUGCACAAUAUUGAAAAUAUGGGUCUUAGAUAUGAUCAGAAUUUGAGUUUCUUAGGCCAUGUCUCCAACCCCCUCAUAUGUGAUACUGAUACUAUGACUCAAGCUUUCUGUGAUGAGGAUCAUCUGAGGUUUUUUGAUACAGAUCUUCAGACUCCAAACCUUAGUUUGGAAGCACCGACCGAUUUACAGAGUGCUCUUGAUGGCUUCCUGUUGACGCGUUCAACAGCUGUUGCCAAUGAUAAGGCACAAAGGAGAUGGACCAAGAUAUCUAGUGUGUUGAAAUGGUUCUCUAUUAGGAAACAUGUGGCUUCAAAAAAGACUCGUGUCUCGGAAAUUCAUAGAUACACGUGAUGGACUUGAAACAGUUAUCUUGUCACACUUCCUGUGUAGUAUUAGACAGUGCUGCCCGAGUAAAGUUUUGAGUGCAGUUGUGGAGACAAGUUGGCUUGAACAGUUGUAGAUACAUUUUUAUCUCUCGUCUUGGCUUCACUGUGAAGGUUAGUCAAUCUUUUGUUUUCAUAUUAAAAUGUAAAUAUGUAGGUUGAUGCAUACAAUACAUACAAUCAGGCAAGUUUCUGGCUGUAGUUUCUCAAGUUGAGGCUUGAAUACAAUGAGUUAAAAGCUGCAAAAAUUGGUAUGCUCAAAACCCUGUAUCUUUCAUUUAGGGUUAUUAUAUUGUAUUUCUGGAAUUUGCUUAAUAAAAGCAAUUGAAUCAUUUAUCAAA